Heterocephalus glaber (naked mole-rat) is the source of this 2472-nucleotide messenger RNA. RefSeq names its product glutathione-disulfide reductase (gene Gsr). Gene Ontology annotation, biological process: cellular response to oxidative stress; cell redox homeostasis; glutathione metabolic process. NCBI's taxonomy places the organism in Eukaryota, Metazoa, Chordata, Mammalia, Rodentia, Bathyergidae. The record is from RefSeq and is a predicted model, not a curated record. Gene Ontology annotation, cellular component: cytosol; mitochondrion. Gene Ontology annotation, molecular function: glutathione-disulfide reductase (NADPH) activity; NADP binding; flavin adenine dinucleotide binding.
CGCACUUCCGCGUGCAUGGCGCUGCUGCCGCGGGCGCUGAGCGCGAGCGCGGUGCCAAGCCUGCGGCGUGCGGCGCGCGCCGCCCCCGGCCUCCCGCUGCGUGCACGCGCGCCCUUCGGCGCCCGGUGCGCCCUCUCCAGCGGCAUGGCGUGCAGGCCGGAACCGCAGCAGCGCCCGCCUGGCACCGCCGCCUCCUACGACUACCUGGUGAUCGGGGGCGGCUCGGGCGGACUGGCCAGCGCUCGCCGGGCGGCCGAGCUGGGCGCCAGGGCCGCGGUGGUGGAGAGCCACAAGCUGGGCGGCACUUGCGUGAAUGUUGGAUGUGUACCCAAAAAGGUCAUGUGGAACACAGCAGUCCACUCUGAGUUCAUACAUGAUCACGUUGAUUAUGGCUUUCAGAGUUGUGAGAGUAAAUUCAAUUGGCGUGUAAUAAAGGAGAAGCGGGACGCCUACGUGAGCCGCCUGAACACCAUCUAUCAAAACAAUCUCACCAGGUCUAAUAUAGAAAUUAUCCAUGGCUAUGCAACAUUCACAAGUGAUCCCCAGCCCACGGUAGAGGUCAAUGGGAAAAAAUACACUGCUCCUCACAUCCUGAUCGCCACAGGCGGCAUGCCCUCACUUCCUCGGGAGAGCCAGAUCCCUGGUGCACGCCUAGGCAUAACCAGUGAUGGGUUUUUUCAGCUCGAAGAAUUGCCCAGGCGUAGCGUCAUCGUGGGGGCAGGUUACAUUGCUGUGGAGAUAGCUGGGAUCUUCUCUGCCCUGGGCUCUAAGACAGUGCUAAUGAUACGGCAUGAUAAGGUACUUAGAAAUUUUGAUUCACUAAUCAGUUCCAAUUGCACUGAAGAGCUGGAGAACGCUGGUGUGGAGGUCCUGAAGUACUCACAGGUCAAGGAAGUUAAAAAGACUUCUAUAGGCUUAGAACUCAGCGUGGUUACUGCAGUUCCUGGUAGGAAACCCACCUUGACCUCGAUUUCGGAUGUUGACUGCCUGCUCUGGGCCAUUGGACGGGAUCCAAAUUCCAAGGGCCUGAAUUUAGACAAGCUGGGAAUUCAAACUGAUGAGAAAGGUCAUAUCAUAGUAGAUGAAUUCCAGAACACCAGUGUCAAAGGCAUCUACGCAGUUGGGGAUGUGUGUGGAAAAGCUCUUCUGACUCCAGUUGCAAUAGCUGCUGGUCGAAAACUUGCCCAUAGACUUUUCGAAUGCAAAGAAGAUUCCAAAUUUGACUAUGACAACAUCCCCACAGUGGUCUUCAGUCACCCUCCUAUUGGGGCAGUAGGCCUUACAGAAGAUGAGGCCAUUCAUAAAUAUGGAAAAGACAAUGUGAAGAUCUAUUCGACCACCUUCACCCCAAUGUACCAUGCAGUGACCACAAGGAAAACAAAAUGCGUGAUGAAAAUGAUUUGUGCCAACAAAGAGGAAAAGGUGGUUGGGAUCCAUAUGCAGGGAAUUGGAUGUGACGAAAUGCUACAGGGUUUUGCUGUUGCAGUAAAAAUGGGAGCAACAAAGGCCGACUUUGACAACACAGUUGCCAUUCACCCUACCUCUUCAGAAGAACUGGUCACACUUCGUUGAGAGCCUAGAGACUUGUGCAGCUGGCAUUUGGACCAGGACACUUUCUGAAAUGAACCAAACUAUUCUAUUUUAUAUAUUCCUAUUCUACUCUCAUUUUAUAUAUUUCCUCAUUUUAAACAGGAUUUUCCAACAGUGGAAAUUUGUAGUAAAGAAUAGAAUUUAUUUAUGUAAUCAGAAAUGUGUUGUUUUAAUCCAGGAUUGAUUUUCAUUUCAUCAGAUAUCAUGACAGUUAAUGUUUGAAAGUUUUCAACAGCUCUCUACCAGUUGUUUUUUUGUUGUUGUUUUAGCCUCAUCCCAAGUAUAAAACUAUAUGAAGUACAAUGAAGUUAAUGCACUGGAAUGAAUAUAGCUUGCUAGUUUUUUUCGAGGUAGAUAGGGACAGUUCUUCAUAUUUAAAUAACGUAAGUGCAAGAAUAUUUUUUGAAGCCAGUACCGUGUUCUGCAUAUUGCAAAGCUACUUCAAGGAUGUGACCUUUCUCCAGUCCCCUUUUUAUUGUUGUUUGUUGGUUGGUUUGUUUUAAAUGAUUAAAAGUGAGUUUACGUUCUUUUCUUGAGAUGAAGUGCAUAACCUCUGGAAAGAUUUGAGGAGGCUGAUUAAAUAUCUGAGAGACAGUCUAGAAAGUCAUGCUUUCAGAAGCAGGUGGAUUCAAAUACUUCAAAAGUACCUCUCUGUGUUCACAGUUCUGUCAGUAAUUUCACCAUUUGUAUGUGUUCUUGUCAUUUUGUUUUCUUCUGACAGAUGUUCCACAUAUUUGCAAAUCACAGCCUUUUCUUCUUACAGAAUUUGUCAUGAACUUAAUACCAGUUUAUUUUCUAAGAAUGUUUUACAUUGGCAGAUCAAAUGCCAACAUGUGUGGACGGUUCUCUUUAAAAUAAAGAUCAGAGUUAUAAUGAGAAACA